GGCCAGGCCUAAGCAACUCAGAACAUGCAACCCCUAAGCCGGAAGCCCGCACCGCAGCCACCCCGACCAGAAAGGAUGGCGGCCAGCCCUUUCUGCGCCUGCGUGCGGAGCGUGCGCGGUGGGCGGGGCGGGCGGGGCGGGGCCCUGCCAGCCUGGACCCCCUACGGGGCGGGGCUGGGAGGAGCAGCGCCGGUCACCACGCCCCCGCGAGGGCACCUGCCCGCUUCCGGUCUGGCCUCCGCGUGCGGCUCCGGCUCCGAGGGCCGGACCCGAGGGGCCGGGCCGAGCCAGGGGUGCGAGCGGUGCCGUCCUGCUAGCAGGGGAGGCCCGGCUGCACUACGCCUGCCUGAGGCUGCAGACCCCGCCCGCCCGCGCCCCUCGUCCCCUCCGAGCACGGGUCCGCGAGGAGGUGCCGCGCGGGAACAGCAUUCCGAGGCCAAGGCUCCCCGGGUUUCCGCCAGCGACUUUUCGGAGGACGAAUUUCGUUCGAAACGUGGCUCUUCACACGAGUCCGGAGAAGGCAGAGUGAACGAUGCGGUAGGUUCUCGGCAGUCAGCUAGGAGAGAAGCGGCCUCUAGCUGCUUCCCCAGCCGGAGAGAAUGAGUCCACCGGCUCCACUCCCGACCCGAGGCCCCAGUCCGAGACCGCUGCCGAUCUUUCGCCCAGAGAAGGGUCGCCUCCCCGCGCCCCAGCAUCUAUUCCACCAGAAGCCGGGUCCCAGCGCGGGCAGCGCCAAUCCCGGGCCUGCGCUGCCCUUGCUGGGCAUUAAUGAAGUGUGCAGUCUAUUAAAGCGGUUUAUUCGGGGCUAA
Messenger RNA from Heterocephalus glaber (naked mole-rat), 809 nucleotides. RefSeq lists its product as uncharacterized. The record is from RefSeq and is a predicted model, not a curated record. Lineage: Eukaryota; Metazoa; Chordata; Mammalia; Rodentia; Bathyergidae.